Emys orbicularis (European pond turtle) is the source of this 1017-nucleotide messenger RNA. RefSeq names its product urea transporter 2-like. The transcript has 7 exons. Gene Ontology annotation, biological process: urea transmembrane transport. The record is from RefSeq and is a predicted model, not a curated record. Gene Ontology annotation, cellular component: membrane. Lineage: Eukaryota; Metazoa; Chordata; Testudines; Emydidae. Gene Ontology annotation, molecular function: urea transmembrane transporter activity. The coding region runs from base 49 to 1017 and encodes 322 amino acids.
CUAGUGUUUCAGUUUAUUGACUGGGUCUUGCGGGGGACGUCCCAGGUGAUGUGUGUCAAUAACCCACUCAGUGGGUUUCUCAUGAUUGCUGGAUUCCUGGUCCAGAAUCCCUGGUGGGCACUCACAGGCUGUUUAGGAACAUCUGUCUCAACGUUAGCAGCACUUAUUCUGAGUCAGGACAGAUCAGCCAUAGAAACAGGACUCCAUGGCUAUAAUGGGACCUUAUUGGGAUUACUCAUAGCUGUGUUUUCUGACAAAGGAGACUAUUAUUGGUGGCUUCUACUGCCUAUAGUUGUUACAUCCAUGGCAUGCCCCAUUCUUUCCAGUGCUUUAGGCUCAGUCUUUAGUAAAUGGGACCUUCCUGUUCUCACCUUGCCUUUCAAUAUUGCCAUGUCUCUUUACUUGGCUGCCACUGGACACUACAACCUCUUCUUCCCUACAACGCUCAUUCAGCCUGUAACAUCAGUGCCCAACAUCACCUGGUCUGAAAUCGAAGUGCCACUGUUGCUAAAAUCCAUUCUGGUGGGAAUCGGUCAGGUGUUUGGUUGUGACAAUCCCUGGACUGGUGGCAUUUUUCUGCUCGCUGGCUUUGUAGCAUCACCACUCAUCUGCUUAUAUGCUGCAGUUGGAUCAGCAGUGGGCAUGCUGGCAGGCUUGACUGCUGCUGCGCCCUUUGCUGAGAUCUACUCUGGCUUUUGGGGCUACAACAGCGUCCUCUCUUGCAUUGCAAUAGGAGGCAUGUUCUACGCUCCCACAUGCCAGACCCACUUGCUAGCAGUUGCCUGCGCCUUCUUUGGUGCCUAUCUGGGAGCAGCACUUGCUAAUUCCCUCUCUGUGUUUGGAUUACCAGCCUGCACCUGGCCUUUCUGCUUCUCCGCAUUUCUCUUCCUGCUACUAACUACAGACAACCCUGCCAUCUACAAGCUGCCACUCUGCAAAGUCACUUACCCAGAAGCCAACCGAGUCUAUUACCUGGCAGUGGAAAGAAACAGGAAGGCAACAGUGAUGACAAAAUAG